AUGAAAAACAAAGAAGAGAAAAAAAUACAGCCCGUCCCAGCAGAUAUUAAAAAAACAGCAAAGGACAGAGCCGCAGGCAAGAGCAAACAUCCGCACAGAACAAAAGAGAAAGAGAUGUCUGCGAAUCACAAACAAGGAGAGAUAAUAAAAAUUAGAGAAAAGAUAGACACACUGCUGGAGAAGAUAGAAAAAAUAGAAAAAUCUGGCGCAGCGGAAGAGAGCGCAGAAAAAGAGAGAGCAGAAAAAGAGAGAGAAAAGGCCAAAGAAGAGACACCGUCAGUGGAGUUUAAGCCAAUGGAGAACACAAAAAAAAGGCCAAGAGACUUGUGCAGUGGUGACAGCGCCAAAUCGCACAAGUGGACAGACUACAAACUGAAAAAAGAAGUGCUUUUGGGCAUCCAGAAAAAAGGGUUCAGCUGGCCCUCUCCCAUACAGGCCGCAAGCAUCCCGCACUCUCUCAAAAACCAGCACAUCGUUGCGCGCUCGAAAAACGGAACAGGAAAGACCGCAGCAUUUAUCAUCCCGCUGCUCAACAAAAUAAACCCGCACUGGCUUUCUCUGCAGGCAAUGAUCCUCGUGCCCACGCGCGAGCUGGUUUUGCAGACGGCAAAAGUGUGCAGAGAGCUUGGAGAAUUUUUGCGCCUGAAAAUAAUACCACUGUACGGCGGAUUCGGAGCCAAAGACGACAUCAUUCGGCUCAGAGGAGGAGCACACAUUAUUAUCGGCACUCCCGGAAGAGUCCACGACUUCCUAAACCAGAGAAUAAUCAACUUAGAUCGGUGCACACACCUCGUGUGUGAUGAAGCAGACAAAUUGCUCAGCGCAGAUUUUAAGGAAGUGGUCUACGAGAUAACAAGCCUCUUCCCAAAGAGGAAGCAGAUAGAAAUGUACUCAGCAACUUUUCCUGCGAUGAUACAGAACUACAUCGACACGUAUAUGCCAAAUGCAGUAAAAAUAAACCUCAUGAAGGAGCUGACUCUCUCGGGGGUAAAGCAGUACUAUGCGUACGUAAAGCCAAUUAACAAGCUGCACUGUCUGAAGACAAUCCUUUCCAAGCUGAGCCUGCUAAACCAGUGCUUUAUCUUCUGCAAUUCAAUACAAACUGUUGAGCGGCUCGCAAAAAGAAUGACAGAGUUUGGGUCAGCUGCGUACUACAUACACAGCAAAAUGAAGCAGGAAGACAGAAAUCUGGUAUUUCACAAUUUUACUCUGAAAAGUGAGUGCAGGAUUCUUGUGUCCACUGAUCUGGUAACGCGGGGGAUAGAUGUGCCGAGCGUAAAUGUGGUGAUUAAUUUUGAUCUCCCAAAAAGCACAGAGAGCUAUCUCCACCGAAUUGGCCGAAGUGGGAGGUUUGGCACGGAGGGCAUAGCGAUAAACAUGGUCACCCCUGAUGAUGUCCCGAAAAUUCGAGAGAUAGAGGCUGAUCUGGGCAUUGAAAUACACCCGUUUUCCGAUAACAUAUAA
Molecule: messenger RNA, 1464 nt
Organism: Nematocida minor
Lineage: Eukaryota; Fungi; Microsporidia
Product: ATP-dependent RNA helicase DDX6/DHH1
Exons: 1
Coding region: 1-1464 (487 amino acids)
Biological process (GO): P-body assembly; cytoplasmic stress granule assembly
Cellular component (GO): P-body; cytoplasmic stress granule
Molecular function (GO): ATP binding; mRNA binding; RNA helicase activity
Source: RefSeq, a predicted model, not a curated record